Macrobrachium nipponense is the source of this 870-nucleotide messenger RNA. It is a transcript of the gene alien, whose product is annotated as COP9 signalosome complex subunit 2-like. The record is from RefSeq and is a predicted model, not a curated record. The transcript is spliced from 7 exons. Lineage: Eukaryota; Metazoa; Arthropoda; Malacostraca; Decapoda; Palaemonidae. Gene Ontology annotation, biological process: protein deneddylation. Gene Ontology annotation, cellular component: COP9 signalosome. The coding region runs from base 37 to 870 and encodes 277 amino acids.
GAUCAUUUUAAUUAUUUUCAGGGCAAUUAUGGUGAAAUGAUGAGUCGAUAUAAACAGUUGCUAACCUACAUAAAAUCGGCAGUCACCAGGAACUACAGCGAGAAGUCCAUUAAUUCAAUCCUUGAUUACAUAUCUACUUCGAAAAAUAUGGAAUUACUCCAAGAUUUCUAUGAAACCACCCUUGAGGCCCUAAAGGAUGCAAAGAAUGAUCGACUUUGGUUCAAAACAAACACAAAAUUGGGGAAGCUGUAUUUUGAUCGAGAAGAUUAUAAUCGAUUAUCAAAAAUAUUGAAGCAGCUCCAUCAAUCCUGUCAGACUGAUGAAGGUGAGGAUGAUCUGAAAAAAGGAACACAGCUUCUAGAAAUAUAUGCUCUUGAAAUCCAGAUGUACACUGCACAAAAGAACAAUAAGAAAUUAAAAGCUUUAUAUGAGCAGUCUCUUCACAUCAAGUCGGCUAUUCCACAUCCUUUGAUUAUGGGCGUCAUAAGAGUGGCUGCUUCGUCCUCUGCAAUGAGUCGCGAUCAUGUUGCAAGCUCCCCCGUUCAUGCACAUGUUGCAGGCACUCCCACUUCUCCGUCUCCAGGGCCUAUUCGUCGCCCUCACAUUUGUACGCCUGCCACACCCGUGCCCGUUUAUGGCCAUGUUAAGGAGUCAUCUGGUGAUGUUCCUGCUGUUGUGGUUGGUUCGUCGCGGGAGUCAGUGCUUGGAUGCAGCCCAGACAGGUCUGCACUCGAUUCCUCGAACAAAAAGGACUAUUCAGGAGACGGCCAGUACCGUGGUGGGGUCAGAAGACUUGAGGCUGUUACACCGAGCUACAAGGACAUCAUUGACCAGGUUGCCGUAGACACCGCACCUUGGACAAUGUCAUAA